CUCAAUACGCCUUUACUUCUCCAGCUAUUAUAUACUUUGGAACCUUUCUCAUUCUUUUCCUCUCUGUCUAUAUAACAUACUUAUCACAGAAUACACACUGAAAGUAAAAAUACUAGUCUCAGGUUUCAAAAACACGGAAAUAGAAAUUAAGGAAGCAUGGGGAGAGCUCCUUGCUGUGACAAGGCUAACGUGAAGAGAGGGCCAUGGUCACCAGAAGAAGAUGCCAAACUCAAGUCUUAUAUCCAAGAACAAGGCACUGGCGGCAACUGGAUCGCUUUACCUCAGAAGAUAGGGCUGAAGAGAUGUGGGAAAAGCUGUCGGCUUAGAUGGUUGAAUUAUCUACGACCGAAUAUUAAGCAUGGAGACUUUUCGCAUGAAGAAGAUAACAUCAUUUGCACCCUCUACAUGAGUAUUGGAAGCAGGUGGUCGAUUAUUGCUGCACAAUUACCUGGAAGAACAGAUAAUGAUAUAAAGAACUACUGGAACACAAGGCUGAAGAAAAAGCUACUGGGCAAGCAAAGGAAGGAAGUGCAACAUUCUAGGAGAUCAAGUAGCUGCUAUCUAAAGGUCAAGCAACAAUACGAGACUGCGAUGAAGAAUUUAGAUGACGAAUCCCAGGCCAACAUCAACAACAUUCAGCCUGAUCAAUCUAAUUCAUCUGGUGACUGCAUUCCAAAACUACAUCCUGAUCAGGCCACCAUGUAUCCGACCUUAUACACGACCCAUGAUCUCCCACCUCAUCCGAUCAAGAAGCAUGACCAAGAAACAUUCUAUGAUUUCCCUUUCAAUAUAUCAUCUAGUACUUUUGAAAACUACCAUUUACCCCCUAACGACAAUCUCAAUCACUCCUUGAAGUUCCCGGUCUCUUCCACACUCAUGGAUUAUUAUUCUACUACUACUACUACUACUACUACUACGAGCAAUAACUCUCAACUGUCGAACACGACUCAUGCCUACUCCAGUGAUUUAGCAAGUUACUUGAACACAUUUCCAAAUAUUAAUCAAAUGGAUGAAACGAUACUCUAUGGAUUUGAUGAGAUGAGUAGCUUGUGUGGAGUGGACAUAGUGAAUGCUGGUACAAGCAAUCCUGCAGGGAGUACAACUAGUUGGAAAGGAGAUAUGAGCUCCUUUGUUUGCGCAUUUGAAGAACCAGCUUAUAUUGGGAUUCAUCAACACUUAAGUUAGGUACUGCACUCUGGACAUUACAUGAUAUAUGUAUAUUUAAUUUCUUUUAUUCAAAUAAUGAUGACAUUUUCAGUAUCUAGCAAGGAUCAAAAUAGUUUAUAUUGUCGGUUCUGAUGAAUCGUAUAUACAUAUUGAUGAACUCGAAGAUUUGUUUGUUUCGCACUAUCACUUUCAUUCUGAUGGCUUCAAAUUUCUUCAUACAAAGAAAUACUUGUACAGUACUGUUCCUUUCAUUUGUACUAUAUACUAGGUUCUUUGCUUCUGCUGAUA
Daucus carota subsp. sativus is the source of this 1455-nucleotide messenger RNA. RefSeq names its product transcription factor RAX3. The record is from RefSeq and is a predicted model, not a curated record. Bases 157 to 1185 code for a protein of 342 amino acids. The transcript is spliced from 3 exons. Lineage: Eukaryota; Viridiplantae; Streptophyta; Magnoliopsida; Apiales; Apiaceae.